Messenger RNA from Anopheles nili, 7278 nucleotides. RefSeq names its product mediator of RNA polymerase II transcription subunit 1-like. NCBI's taxonomy places the organism in Eukaryota, Metazoa, Arthropoda, Insecta, Diptera, Culicidae. Gene Ontology annotation, cellular component: mediator complex. The transcript has 4 exons. The record is from RefSeq and is a predicted model, not a curated record. Gene Ontology annotation, biological process: regulation of transcription by RNA polymerase II. Gene Ontology annotation, molecular function: transcription coregulator activity. Bases 1 to 6483 code for a protein of 2160 amino acids.
AUGUCGUCUUCUGGAACAACCGCAAUGGCUGGAGGGAGUCUUCCCGCCUUGCUGAUGGCAAACGGUGGAGUAGGAGCAGGAGGAGGUGGCGGCGUUGGAAGCAGUGGUUCCUCCGGGCCGAAGGGGCUUGGAAAACCUGAUGUGAAACCGCAUGGUGCGGGUUCCGGGGUAGUUGCCGGUGCUCCCAGCAAGGUGUUGCUUGGCGGCGAUAAACAUGAGACGUGGCAAAUGGAACUGCUAAUGGAGCGGCUUCGAACGAAAGCCAAAUCGGCCCAGUACAAAACCUUCCCGGAGAUGUCUAAAUCCGUACGGAUGUCGUUGCUGGAAAAACGGUACGCCUUAGAUGCGGUAGAAAAAUCAAACCUUCAGAAGACGCUCGACAGCAUGCAGUACUGCAUUAAAGUAACCACCAGACAGGGAUUGGUUGAGCGGCUCGAUUGUCUCACUAGGCAGCUAGGCCUCAAGCUCAGCGAAGACACCUCCGGACUGUUCAUUUCGUCUGAUAUGUUCUACCUCGAGAUCAUUCUCGAUCCGGCUGGUGGGACGGUACAGGAUGUUAAGGUACACCACGAGUGUAAGAUGAAGCAGCAGAGUUGCAGCGAGCUUGUCGCCUGUCUGCAACGCGGCGAUUUCGCCGAUUUUACCACCCAGCUUGAGGGUUUGGCUUCGAUCUACCAGUUGAACGCGGAGAAGAAGAUCAAAGUGAACGCGUUUGUCGCUCUACAGGCUCUCGAAACCGAUCUGUACACGCUCUACACGCUCUCGACGCAGCACUUUACCGAUGUGCACGCGCUCCUGCUGAAAGCCCCGCUCGGAGUUGUGCAGAAACGGCGCGGUGGUCACCCUAUGCGUCUGACAUAUUUUGUCGCUCCCUAUGAGUUACUGGAUCUUGGUACACGCACGAUGAACGCACUGUCGGCGGAACUGAUCGCGAAAGAGCGCAUUGGAUGUAGCGUGGCGGUGGUACUGGAGGCAGCCAGUGCAAACAAGCUCCAAAUCCAGCCGCUGCUCGUCGUGAACGGAAGCAACAACGCAACUUCCGCUGGGACGCCAGUUUACACGCCAAUCGAAAAACACAACUCUACCUCGUUGCCUGCCACGUUUGUGCUGCGACUCAGCAAACCGAUGCCGAUCAAUAGCGCGAUGAUGCGCUCAAUCAAGUCUAUCGUCGGCGGAAGCACUGGUGGUGGGGAGCAAGGGGGAGAACAAGGGACGGCUAACACGCUCGGGCUUCCGACGUCUCUGCUCAUGCUCAUCGCCCACCACGCUUCCGGGGGAAGCGUAACGGAUCCGGCAAAGGGGUUGCUUGUUUCACUACCCGAUCAGUAUCACUGCUACUAUCUCACGGAUAAUCCCGCCCUGCGGGGGGUGAUGGUGAGCAGCAUACCGUUCACGGAACCUCAGCACGUUCCGAAGAUCUUGACCUUUCUGCGCCAACAGGCCGUCUUCAAUCAACUGCUUGCAAGUUGCAUCCGGAUCGGUUUGCCCUCAAACGGCGCUGCCGGGCGGACGAGUGCCCUGCAGCAGCUUCUGGAUGGAACGCACCCGAUGGAGAACGGAACGGCAGGAGCUGGGAUGGGAUUGCUCGUGUUUGAAGUAAGCGCACUUACCUGCCAGUACAUCACCGUGUCAUUGAUGCAUCCGUACGAAGAAUCGCUCGCGACGGUAGAGUUUGAUCUGCAGAAUAUCGCCAACAUCGUCGUGCGUAUCUACUGCAGCGAUGGCGAAACGACCGAUCAGCACACUUUGGAUCGUAUUUCGGCUGUUCUACAGCGUAGUAUGUCCAUCCCGGUGACACUGCGAGCUCUCAUGAAGCAUUGGGAGGAGGAGCACGAGCAGAAGUUCAAACCGAACGUCCUCGGAGCUGCAAGCGUCAAUUCUUCCGGUGGCGGUGGAGGAGGUCCAGGUAGUGGAGGAGGUGCAGGGCCCGGUCUUAACGCUGGCAAUGAUGGAGCGACAUCGGGUGGUGUUUCCGGUUCCGGUGAGGAUGGAACUAUGAAUGGUUUCACUCUAACGUCGCUGGGCGGUGCGGGAUCUGCUGUUGAUGGUGGUGCAGGAGGAAGCGCGGCAUCAAAUGGAACUGGCCAACAGUCCUUGUCGCGAGGACUCAUCAACGGCAACAAUGGUGUAACUGGUGACGGCGUCACCGGCCUAGCAGGAGCCAGCUUGGGACUGGAUUUUUGUGAUAUGUUGCCUGGACGGAACGGAAUCGGAUUAGUGGGAGCACCGGUGUCAGCGACGGGUGGCAAUUUGCGGUCGGCGGGACUCCCACUAGGAGUCCGCGAACCACCGGAAGCGUUAGUUGGCAACGUAACGAAGAAACGGCGCACGGAGGAUUUUUGUAAGAGCCCAAAGAGUGAUAGCAACCUUAGCGUGAGUGGCGGCGAUGGUGACGUUGAGAAGGGCAGCGUCGCGGCAUCUGUAACCGGCGCCUCCACCAUGACCACCACUAGUUCUAUCGCAAACCCCAGUCACCAGGACGUACCGUCAUCCGGCGUGGUGGGUACAACGGCGGUAGCAACGGCAGCAGUACCAACAUUGACGUCUGGUAGCGGUGGUGGUUCGAUUUUAAGUGAACAGCGAAAGCAGGCCGUCGGUGGCAAGGAGGAGGACGCCGGCGAGUUAUCGUUGUUCAGCAAGUCGGCUCCAGCGUCCGGGGUCGAAGCCAAGGGCAACUCUUUGGGUGGAACUACAACAAUGUCGGCGAAGAACGAACCUCCAAAUUUGAACCUGAACCCAUCAGCCGCUGGUGACGAAGACACCAGCGGCAGCAUCAAGGUGCCUCUGACCUCCUCCUCCUCCUCAUCUUUAUCCUCAUUGUCCUCGUCGGGCUUUUCGGCAUGCAAUGCGCCAUCCGGCGAUGCUGGCGAACGUGCGGGAGCUUUGCUGCUCGACAGCCUCGACUUUUCGUCCCUCGAGCCGGACCCGGUCAAGCGGUCGGCCACACAAACGUCUAAACGGCAACGGAGCUCGAGCAGUUCCAGUUCCAGCUCCAGUAGCAGCUCCAGCAGCAGCUCGAGCAGCUCCAGUACAUCCGAGGCGUCGGACGAGCCCGAGGAGUCGGUAGAUUUGGUAGAGGCGGAAAUGAGCAGCUUCUUUGCUGAGGGAAACACCAACAAACCGACUGCCAGCAUCAGCUCGCAGAAGAGUACGUUCGGUUCCUCGAAGCCCGGAAUGGCGCCGGGAGCAGGUACGAUUUCUCCCAUCGGAGGAAAGGUCGUUUCCCCGUACGGAGUCGGGAUGUUGGACCAGUCCAUGAUGGCACCGACCACGCUGGCCACUGGUAACUCUGGGGGAAGUGGCCUCGAUAUCAUUCCCUUCACAACGAACGCCAACAGUACGACCAGUGGGACAUCCGCAACUGUUACCAUCACACCGGUUACCGUCUCCCAAAGUAGCAGCAACAACAGUAUCACAAAUUCCUCGUCUUCAACAACGACGACCCUGUCUUCCGUGACGAAGAAGUCCUCGUCUUCUACCGGCAGUACGCACCGCAAGGGCAACUCGGAGUCGGAACGAAGUGGGACGGGCAAAUCGGAGAAGAAGAAAAAGCGCAAAGCCGAAAGCGUGGACCACGCGUCGAUGGGUCCACCGAACAAGCUGCCGUUCAAAUCCGGCGAAUCCUCGCCCCACCGAGGUACCGGAAGCGGUAUCUCUACACCGGGAGGUGCGAGUAAAUUAAGCCCUAAACACUCAAGCCCAGUGCAUCACAGUAGCCCGAAGCACAGCGGUAGCGGUUUGGGGUUUCACAGUCCCAAGCAUGGUGCAUCGGUUUCCCCGAAGCAUCCGCUGCACUCUGGCGGAAGCUCGACCGGUGGCGGUAAGCCCAGUAUGUCGGCGUUAAAGUCCGCAGCCGCCAGUGGAAAUUCCCCGGGAACAAAGUCGUCUGACGUUGGCGGUGUGAGCGGAGGAAGUGGCAGCGGAAUCACCGGUUCAUCCACGGGCAGCUCAUCCAAGGACCGCGAAAAGGAACGGGCGGACAAAAAGGUGCUCCAGUUUUCGUCUGCAGGAUCCUCGACGGGAGCGGUGAUGAGCGCAGGCAGCGCUUCCGGGUCGUCCGGUUCCGGAGGCAGGUCGAAAAACGUCAACCUGAAGCUGAAGCAACUGGAUCUGGGAACUACCGGUCCGGGUUCGAUGACCAUUUCGAUGACCGGGCCUGGAAUCGGUGACGGUGGCUCUAGUACGUCGGUGGCUCCGAUGAUCGACCUUACCGGACUCGGUUCCGCACAGGGAACGUCGCUAGCAGCAUCACUAGGACUGGCAGGGUCUGGCAUGGCAACGGCCAGUUCAAUGCUGCAAGCGCUGCAGGCAGCCAAAAAUCGCAAACCUCCGUCGUCAACCAGCGGGGGGGGAUUGGGCGGAUCCCUUAGUGCCGUGAUCGAUAAGCUGAAGUCAGCCCAAACAACGGACGAUGAAGGCGGUGCCGUACUGGUGCUACCGGAGAUGACUAUCACGCAGCAGACGACUUCCACGCCGAUGGCGGUCGGUGCCGGAAGUUUGGGAACGAGUGUGAACAUCGGCAGCUUCGGGGCACUUAGCGGCGGUAGUACGAUGAAGGAUUCUUCCAAGACUGGCGGUGGGCUCUUGUCGGCGGCAGUUAGCUCCCUAGCGAACUGUGUUUCCUCCUCCAGCAUCGGUGCAGUCACGCAAUCAAGUUCCAUGACGAGCGCACCCUCACUGACUGCCGCCCUAACGAGCGGCAAAGCGUCCGAGUACAUGGUCAAGCCAAGCUCGGACGGUAUAAAGCUGACGAUACAGAACAAGAAGGGUACGAAAACGUCUAACAGUGGUGGUGGAUCAAAGUCCGGCAGUAGCAAAUCCGGCCCAAAGUCCGGCCUGUCCAGCGGGCAGUCUGUCUCAUCCAAACAGCAACAGAACCAUACUACCUCCUUCAGCGGGGCCUUUCCUUCGUCCACCAAGGGUAGUCCCCAUUAUGCCAGCUCGGCCGGGUCGUCGAAGGUGCCCUUUCAAAAGUCUAAUUCGUUCGGUUCGCUCAGCGGAGGUACUGCGGGCGGGCUGAAAGCGUCCAAGGUGAGCUCCCCAAAAUCGGCUUCUAAUCCGGCCAGCACGUCCUCGUCGUCAUACUCCUCGUCAACCGCGUCGAAGGAGAAGGCAGGAUCGGCUGGCCGUUCUAAAUCGUCCUCCGCUUCAUCGCUCGCUGGAGCAAUGCUUUCCGGUGCGUCUGGCGCAGGUGUUGGGAGCGGCUCGUCGCUGGUAAACCCCAUAUCCAUCAUGAAAAUGCUGGGCUAUCCGACCGGGGCGAUGGGCAACAUGGAGGGAUUCGCAAAAUCGCUUGACACCAAGUUUCAAAUACCGAAGCUUUCCGCGCGUGGUGGCAGCUCAGGUGGAGGAUCGGGCUCCAACCUGAUCGGCACUGAUGGGGCGAACGAAACGAACAAAAAUGCCAAGGAAACGGCCAUGGGACCCACCAACGUAGCGCGGAAGCAGAAGCAACAACCUCCAACGUCUUCACCGCAGCACGUCGGUUCAUCACCUUUAAGACAGUUUUCAUCGUCCCCAUCCAGUGAUGCCAGUGCGAGGUUGCUUUCUGAUCUGCUUGGUUCCGCAGCAAAGGGUGGCUCCAAAAUGCCCUCCACAACCGGUGGAACGGGUACUGAUGGGUCCGGGUCCUCAAUGCAUCCGCUGCUUCCGAACAUUGUGCAGAAGAUGUUCGGUAGCGAUGGGUCGCUGCUGACGAAAUCAAACAGCUCAGACGGCAGCAUGUUUCCUUCCGCCGGACGUGCCUCUCCAGGGAUGCUGUCAUCGCUAACGGGUAGCACUAGUCGUGAUGGUUUCCGGUCCGGGUCUGCUCCGGGAACGCCCACAACGACGGGGUCAAUGGUGUUGCCACCGUUUCCAUCACCUGUGUCCGGAGGCGCUUCGAACGAUGGUGAGCUGGGGUCGGGAUCGGCAGGACCUUUAAUGCGCCCUCCAUCUCGGCCAAGCAGCACGAUAUCGAACCACUCCCACUCGUCACAAGACGGUAUCGGUAGUGGCCCGUCGAGCGGUGGGGACACCGGCGGGACUUCAGCAUCUACCAUGGCCUCGAUGAUCAUGAUGAACGCAAUAAGCAGCGUUGGAGCUGGUGGACAGUCGCCUGCGUCCGGAUCCCUGUCUCUCGAUAGCACCAGCACCCAGCAGUUGAUGGCGGUGUUGGCUAAAAAUGCAGCAGGAGCUUCGACUGGCCUGGCACCGCCCAACAACAUGCUUAAUCACAACCACCACAACCACUCGCUCCUCCAUCAUCACGGUAAUCAUUUGGGCAAUCACGCAAGUGGGGCUGGAGGAGCUACGGGUUCAACGGCCCUCAGCAAUCUUCCGUCACCGGCAUCUGUCUCGGUGCACAUCGUCAAAUCUCCGGCCCCAUCACCACUGCCUUUCACUUCGCCACACUCGAAUGCAUCAUCCACACAUGGCGGUCCCGGUGGUGGACUCGAUGAUGACCUGAUGGACGAAGCCCUGGUAGGCAUCGGAGGCAAAUGACAGGCAGGAUGAGGGCCUGAAAUGGCGUGGAUAGUCCUGAGCUGCUAGUAGAUGUCGAACACAUGCACGGUGGAUACUGUCUGACGUAACGUAACUUAAAUGUAGCGCCUCUCAAACUUUCCUCACCUUCAAAGGCGCCAUCUCGAGCAACACUAAACCAAUCGCGGGAUCCGGUAUUUGUACCGGUUGUAGGAAUAUGUCUAGUUGAGCUACGAGAUGGCCGGGCUGAAGGGCUAUAAACUCUUUCGGUAAUACUUAGAUCAUGACACAAGCGCUACGUCGUAUUUUCGCGAGUCGCAUACUGAGAAAACAAACGGUUUCCAACACGGUUCUCUCCUUCACGACGGGAACACGACGAAACAGGAACAGGACUGGAUACGGUCUCGUCCGGGCAACAGUACUGCAGCAGUAUUAACACGUUGCCUUUUGAGAUAUCGCUUUCGUCGUAAAAACUCAGCAGGAUAUCUUUUUGCGUUCGAACGUCAGAAUCAUCUGCAAUACUGCUUGGAGUGGAUGCAAUUAGAAUAUUGCUUUGUGUUGUUGUCUGGUUCGAUUUGAUUGUUGACCUCCCGAGGGUGUCUAUGUGUGUGUGGAUGUGUUUCAGGUGUAUAUGUACAUUACAAAAAUCUAUCACCACUGCACCACGACAGGAUGGGACAGGGAUAAGAAGUGUACAAGUUACAGCGGUAGGGAAAUGAGGGAAAUGACUAAAACUAAGGCGAAAUAGGGCACCGUAGAAGCAGGUUAUAGAUACUAGCAGCAUUAAAGAAAACCUCAGAAACGUAAUAAAGCAAU